UAGCCGGCGCGGGAGGUCCCGCGCGGUGCACGCGGGCGGGGGGGGAGCGGCGCGGGAGCCGGUACCUCGCGCUAUGGCCUGGCUCCCGGCUCAGAGGCAUCUCCCGGCCGCCCGCGGCUGGCACAGCCGAGCAGACCUGGCAAUGCUGCUGUAUGCACCUGCCCUCAUAGUCAUCACAGCAGCUCUGAAGGAGGCAUGCUCCUUCCCCAUCUUUGCUGCAGGUCCUGGUGUGACCCUGCCAGGUUCAGUGCAACCCCUUAGCCCUGUGUGGGGAGACUGCAAGUUCUGUUUCCUUCGGAGGUUUUCCAUUCAGCCUGCCCAGCAGAGGAAAAUUCCAAACCGGUACCUAGGUCAGCCCAGCCCUUUCACACACCCACACCUUCUCAAGCCAGGGGAGGUAACUCCAGGGCUGUCCCAGGUGGAAUAUGCUGUACGCCGACAUAAGCUGAUGAGUUCGAUCCAGAAGGAGGCUAAAGACUGGGGUGGUAUGGACCACACAGUGAUUCUGCUAUCCAACCCCACCUAUUACAUGAGCAAUGACAUCCCAUACACCUUCCACCAAGACACUAAUUUCCUGUACCUGUGUGGGUUCCAGGAACCUGACAGCAUCUUGGUGCUCCAGAGUCUGCCUGGCAAAGCUCUGCCAUCUCACAAAGCCAUGCUUUUUGUACCACGCCGAGACCUAAACCGAGAGCUGUGGGAUGGGCCACGAUCAGGCACGGAUGGGGCAGUAGCUCUCACAGGAGUGGAUGAAGCUUAUACCAUAGAGGAGUUUAGAAACCUGGUGGCCAGACUUAAAGGUGAGUCAAAUGUGGUUUGGUAUGACUAUGCAAGGCCUGUGCACCCUCAGCUCCACUCUGAGUACCUACAGCCUCUGACUGAGAUGAAAACUGGAAGCAAAAACCGUAUCCGAGGCUUCUGUCACCUGGUGCAAAACCUCCGGCUGAUCAAAUCCUCUGCAGAGAUUGAGAGGAUGAAGGUUGUUGGAAGGGUGACAUCACAGGCUUUCAUAGAAACAAUGUUUGCCAGCAAAUCCCCAGUGGAUGAAGCAUUUCUGUAUGCCAAGUUUGAAUUUGAGUGCCGGGCUCGUGGUGCUGACAUCUUGGCUUACCCCCCUGUGGUUGCUGGUGGUAACAGGUCUAACACCUUGCACUAUGUGAAAAACAAUCAGCUUAUCAAGGAUGGUGAAAUGGUCUUGCUAGAUGGCGGGUGUGAGUCUUCCUGCUAUGUAAGUGAUAUCACCCGUACAUGGCCCAUCAAUGGCAGGUUCACUGGUCCCCAAGCAGAGCUGUACCAGGCAGUCCUGGAGGUCCAGAAGUCUUGUCUGAGCCUCUGCUCCCCAGGUGUGAGCUUGGAGAACAUCUAUAAUCUCAUGCUGAGCCUGACUGGGCAGAAGCUAAGAGAACUGGGGGUUCUUAAAAGAAGCAUUGAUGAGAACCACUUCAAGGCUGUCCGGAAGUACUGCCCGCAUCAUGUGGGCCAUUACCUGGGUAUGGAUGUUCAUGACACACCGAGCAUGUCCCGAUCACUUCCACUGCAGCCAGGCAUGGUGAUAACCAUUGAGCCAGGGAUGUAUAUCCCAGAAGAUGACCUGGCUGCCCCCGAGAGGUUCCGUGGCAUUGGUAUACGAAUUGAGGAUGAUGUUGUAGUGACAGAGGACAUACCACUAAUCCUCUCUGCAGACUGUCCCAAGGAGAUCUACCACAUUGAGCAGAUCUGUGGCCGCAGUUUGUGACCUUUCUCCUCUGCCUCUUCCAACUUCCUCAGGUUCUCCAGGAAACGCACUCCUGUGUACCCUGACAGAUGUAUAUUUUUGUAAAUGGACAUGGCUCCUGGGCAAUGAGGGUUGAGGGCUAGUUUGGAGGGUGUUGCUACUCCAGGAACUGAGGGAGUUAUGAGGGAGACCUUGGGCAAUGUGGCUAUUAAAAUAAAGAGCCAAUUAUUUAUAUA
Gavialis gangeticus (Gharial) is the source of this 1950-nucleotide messenger RNA. RefSeq names its product X-prolyl aminopeptidase 3 (gene XPNPEP3). Gene Ontology annotation, molecular function: metalloaminopeptidase activity; manganese ion binding. Gene Ontology annotation, cellular component: mitochondrion. Lineage: Eukaryota; Metazoa; Chordata; Crocodylia; Gavialidae. The record is from RefSeq and is a predicted model, not a curated record.